ACGUGUUCGUUGUCUGAUACUUCCCGCUGAACGUCAUUUCAAAUUUCCCAUUCAGAUUUCAGUUUCCAGUCGAAAAUUCCCCAAACUCUACACACUCUUUUCGCUUCCCUUAAUUUUGCUACGGUAGGCGAUUACACCAUCAGAAGCAGAGCGAAGAAGAAAUGGAGGACGAUCUCUCCCUGAUAGAGAUCUCCGGCGCCGACGAUUCCUUGCUGCAGAACAGCGCCGACGACGCUCCUUCCUAUCUCUCUUGCUCCCCAUUCCACUUCUCCAGACCUAAGCCGCCUCUUCCAAAUGAAAUCGAAAAACUGAAAUCUAAUGCUAAUAGAGAGAGUGCGUCGGUUGACAAAGAAAAUGUUAAUAACACAAACAAAUCGGACGCAGCAAAGCUUAGCAUGGAGCCACAGAAAAUGAAGAGGAAGAAGAAAGGUGGAGGAUACAAUUUGAGAAAAAGCCUAGCGUGGAAUCGAGCUUUCUUCACGGAAGAAGGUUUUGCUGAUUUUUCACUUCAGAUUUCUUUUUUCUUUUUGAAGUUGUCGUUACUUAGUGGAAAUCUUGGUGAACCUGGUGGAGAAACGUUGUCAGUCAUCAAUGAAGAAUCCUCGUCUAGUGUUCUUGGCUGUGCAAGUGAAUCCGAAGAUUUGUUGGUGCUGGAAAAGAAUUUGUUCAAUGAAGUGUCUCAUCUUAAUGAAGAGAAGAAUAAUGGUGGUGGUUUAUUAACAAAAGUUGAUCCGUCAACUAUGAAGACUCCAGCCAAAGCUUCUGCGGUCAAGCGAAAUGUGCUGAGCCAGGAUGCUAAUAAAAGUGGAUCUAAGCGCAGUGGUUGCCUGAGACCUAUCAUCUCAUCUGCAUAUCCUUACUUUGCGAAUGUGAACAUGACAAAAGCAGCAAGUAGGGAGUCAAAGGUUUCUAAGAUACCAGUCCCAAAGCCAGAUUCCUUUGCCAUUUCUUCAACUUCUAAGUGUGUUGUGGGAGCAAAUAAACUUAAGGGAAAUAACAUUGGCCAACCAGCAGUGCAUGCCCAGAGAAGGUUAGGAUCAGGGUCCUCAAAGAGUAAAAAAAUUGCUCAAAAUGAUGCAAAACAUGGUCUUGCUAGUAGAUCUUUGACUUCAAAAGCCUCUGUGCAACAGGCUAGAAGAAAUGUGGGUAGCAUGCCAUCAGGAAGUCCUUUAUCAACUGAUAAAUUUACCAAAGUUAACUUAGGCAAAAAGGUCAUCAAAGAGCCAGAGAACAAGCCUGCUGUUCAUGCAGAAAUCAGCCAUCUGACUAAAUCCAGCAAACCUUCUUCUAUUCCCCAACAUGGUUCCUGUGUUGGUGGGAGCGUGCCAGUUGCAGCACAGCAAAUGGUAAAACCAUCAGGGUUAAGGAUGCCUUCACCUUCACUGCAGUUCUUUGGCCCAUCAAAAGAUUCUGCCUUGCGUACUAUGUUACCAAGAAGCACACAAACCAGCAAUCAUCCUCAGUCUGAUAUUCCUAGUUUGAGGAGACUUACUUCCACAAAACCUAUUUCUGUGAAGCCUCCACUAGCUCCUAUGAAAGUUCUUGGAAUGGUUAAUGAUACGACAACAAUUGGAAAUGAUACCAGAUCCAUCUCUAGUGCCGGCUGCUCUCUUCCAUCAAGUGUUAGCACUAUGUCAUGUGAAAAUAGAAAAGCUAACUUGAAGGCAACUAAUAAGCUGAAGGUUGAUCUGACGGCUGCUUGUGCUUUAAAUAGUCAUGAAACAACAAAUAAUCAGCAACAGCUGCAUGACACUCAUAAUGAUGUUGAGAAACAAGGCAAAGAUAAAGGACUAGGAAAUGAUGAUAACAAAUUGUUCCAGCAAAAUGGAUCCCUUGAACAGGUGGAGAAAGAUUGUAUGAAGAGAGACAACAAGCUUAGUCCCAAAAGAGAAGCUCUGAGUGGAGCAAAGCUCAAAACCCCCUAUUUUAUGUCUCAUCACACCAGUGGCAACCAACUUGCAGGAAACAGGCAGUACCAUUCAUCAGCCAAGAAUAUUGGUAUCUCUUCAGAAGGUUCUUCAAAUUUACAAGACAAUCAGGAAAGCAGCAUAAUUAUUGGCGACGAAAAGUCCAAGGAACUAGUUGACACAGUGAAGCUUUGUUCCCUGGAAGGUGAUCAUAUAAUUACUGAGAUUCAGAGGCCUCAUGUACAUGAAGGUGCCUUGGAGAGUGGACUUUCUGAAGAAUUCCAUAUAUUCAGUGACAUGAAUUGUGACAAUAUCUAUCCAAAAGAAAGAGGUUGUAGUGCUGGCGAAUUGGGAAGGUCUGACAGUCUACUUUACUCUGCUGAUGAAAACCAAGUGAAAGAUAGUGUUGGUAGUGGUGAUUACUCAGGUAGUAAACUGCAUGUACAGGUGAAAUCUUUUGAUGCUAAUGUAUCUCUUGAGAACACCAAUGAUUUCUUGAACAUGUCAGCAGCAGAUGAUCAGCAUGCAGAGAGCAAUCUUCUUAAUGUUAAACUUGAAAUGCCAGAAAGAGCAGAUGCUUUUAGAAAGGAGCUAGAAACUUCAACUGCCUGUGGUUUUGACAUGACAGAAAUGGAAUGCCCACAUGUGGAUGAUGUUGCAGGUUCUACUGAGGCACAAUGCAAAUGUGACACUGAUUUCCUUAAUGGAGCUACAUCACAGGAAUUGGAGAGGAAUGGGAAAGAUCAAAUAAUUGAUGCACCAAGUCUUCCUGAUAUUGCUGAUACUAAUAUUUUUCAAAAGAGUUGUUAUCUUAGUUUCAAAGAACUAGAAAAUCCCCAUUUAACAUCCCAGCUUAGCUCUGCAACGCAAGGUAACAGUCCUGGAGUAGGUGAUGCUAUUAACCAAGAAGGUAAGGAAAGCAAACAAGGUGAUUUUCCUGUAAACAUCCACAACUCUACCUCAGACCUGCAGCCUGGAGAAAAUAUCACAGUUUGUCAUCAGGACAAUUUGAUGCUGCUCAUUCCAUUGCCAUGUGUUGUGUAUAAUGUCAAUGGAGAGUCUAAUGAUCAAGCUAAGCAGAUGGAGUCCUGCUCCCUUGAAGCUAACAGAGCAUAUAAAGAGGGAAAUUUGAUUCCAGAGACAUAUCAUUGCCCUUUUUCUGUGGAGGAAAAAUGUUUUGACGAGUGUAGGAAAGUGGAUACUGAUGACAUUUUUGAGGUCAGUCUCAAUGAUAAAAAUUUUGGUGAAGGACUGAAAGGUCCUCAUGAUCAGUUUCAGCUUGAACAGAAAGAACAAACUAAUGAAGAAAGGGCUGCCAGAGUUAACAAUGUGACUAAGAGAUUGCUAACAGGGGACGAGAAUUUGCAGCCCUUUGAUGGCAGUAAUAUACUCCACAGCUGCAACAAUAACCUUGAUACUUCAGCAGAAAAAGGCAAGUCUUCAGUUGUUGGGGAUACAGAUGAACAGCUUGGUGAAAAUCCUGAGCUUCAGAAUCCAGGUUUUAUUUGCAACGAAGCUCCAGGUCCCGUGAAGAUUAAACCACCAGAUCAAAAUCUUGAAACCUAUUUUGCUAUUAAGAUCAAGCAUGACGGUCAACUUGGUUGUCAAUCACCAUCUUUGGAGUUUGAUUUGUCUUCACCAAGAGGAGCUCAAAUUUCAAAGACAGAAAAUGAUUGUAAAGCACUUCGCUUGAAUGAGGAACCAAGAUUCCGGGUAAGAACAUAUCAGACUACUUAUGGAAACAUUGUGCAGGAAGCAGAAUUGGACAGUAACACCUUGACAGAUGCUGAAACUGGUGUUUCUCAAGAGGGUAGCAGUCCUGACACUGAAAUGCAGCCUGAGUUAAAUGCCUCAAAUCCCAUGGAAGCUAAGGAUGAAACAACUCAGUGCAAUGAACCUACGCAUGACACAAAGCAAGUUAACCUUGUAAUAAAGCCUCCACCUAAUGCUGUUCCAUUUUCUGAUGAAUGGUUAGCUGCAUUUGAAGCUGCUGGUGAGGAAAUUCUAACCAUGAAAAGUGGUGCUGUACAAAAUUCACCCCAAGACAAGUCUCUACCUGAACCAGGUCCAUGGUCUCCGGUGAGACGGAAAAACAAUCAAGGGAUUGGACCUUUUGACUGCACAAAAUUUUCAAAUGCUAACAUUCCACCUCCUGAAUCCAGUUAACUGAGAUUCAUCAAAUCAUUCUUUUCAUUGCUAACUUGACCGAAUACCCUAGCAUGGCCUACAGAAGUUUCAGCAAUUUGUAAGUGAGUCUAGUAGGUUUUCAUUGUUGAUAUUGUAAGUAGAUUGGAUGCCUGUUCCUGCUGCUUGCACAGCGCAGGUAGCUGAAUCAGGACCUUUGACCUGCCUAUGUUUUUCACACCAGGUAACAUGUAUCUAUCCACGGACUAAAGGAUUAUCUACAUAAUCUUUGUUCAAAUUAGACCAUUGCUCCAUGUUCAUGCCUUCACAUGGUUCUCGUGAGAUUAAAGAUGUGAAUCAAAAUUUAUUAAUUUCAUUUUCAAUUACUUUUUUGCCAUAUCUGCUUAUAGAAUUCUUCAGAAGUACAAUCAUGAAAUGCCGGGGCAAUUCAACAGAGGAUUUAUGGUUUUCUCCACCAAAUCUGAGUCCAAGAAAGAACCAGAUGCUUCUCAAAGUUCAUUAAUUUUAUUCCCCAUCUAUCAGUAUCUUUAUUAGAUGUUCUAUUAUUAAGAAAUCAAAGUGUUAAUAAAGUUUACACUACACA
Messenger RNA from Rubroshorea leprosula, 4635 nucleotides. The record is from the annotation of a GenBank genome assembly. Lineage: Eukaryota; Viridiplantae; Streptophyta; Magnoliopsida; Malvales; Dipterocarpaceae.